Staurois parvus is the source of this 516-nucleotide messenger RNA. The record is from the annotation of a GenBank genome assembly. Lineage: Eukaryota; Metazoa; Chordata; Amphibia; Anura; Ranidae.
CUCUCCUGUGCCAGUGCAAAGUUCAGUAAACUGUUACUAAACCCCGGACCCUGCAUUCACUGUAUCUGGUCUCCCUGGACCCUGCAUUCACUAUAUCUGGUCUUUCACCAGACCCUGCAUUCACUAUAUCUGGUCUCCCCGGAGCCUGCAUUCACUAUAUCUGGUCUCCCCGGAGCCUGCAUUCACUAUAUCUGCUCUCCCCGGAGCCUGCAUUCACUAUAUCUGGUCUCCCCCGGACCCUGCAUUCACUAUAUCCGGUCUCCCCGGACCCUGCAUUCACUAUAUCUGGUCUCCCCGGACCCUGUAUUCUCUAUAUCCGGUCUCUCACCAGACCCUGCAUUCACUAUAUCUGGUCUCCCCAGACCCUGCAUUCACUAUAUCUGGUCUCCUCGGACCCUGCAUUCACUACAUCUGCUCUCCCCGGACCCUGCAUUCACUAUAUCUGGUCUCCCCAGACCCUGCAUUCACUAUAUCUGGUCUCUCACCAGACCCUGCAUUCACUAUAUCUGGUCUCCC